AUGAUGAACUUGCUCAGCACCCUUGUCCUGGUUUCUUCCCUUCCACUGAUCCAGGCUCAGUACAAUUACAACAGCGCUGCAUCCUCCACUACAACUGCCGCAGCGUCAACCACUAAAGCCGCCGCGGCUGUCAGUGGCGUACACGUCGUCAAUGCCGGCCCCGACUUCUCCUACAGCCCUUCCUCUCUGAACGUCGCUGUGGGUGAGAAGGUCGAGUUCCACUUCUUCCCUCCGGAGCACUCAGUCGUCGAAGCUUCAUUCGGAAACCCUUGCCAUCCAACCAACGGUACUGGUUUCUUCAGUGGAUUUGUCACGACAAGCCAGGAAUCAAAGGCCAUGGUCUUCACAGUGACCGUCAACGAUACCAACCCCAUCUGGUUCUACUGUGGUGUGCCCACGCACUGCCAGGCUGGCAUGGUUGGAGUCAUCAACCCUCCCUCCAGCGGACCGAAUACUCUUGACGCAUUCAAGUCCGCCGCAGCAAAGGCCUCGGACUCGACCGUGCCGGCCAACGUCGCCGGUGGUGUUUUCGGCACUGCGAGCAAGGGAACCUCGAGCUCCAGCUCGGGAUCGGCAACCACGAGUGCCUCUCCCUCAGCUACGCCCAACGCAGCUAGCACCAUGCGCGUCGCUGGGGAAAUUAGCGCCUUGAUGUUGUUGGGCCUGUUCAUGAUCUAG
Molecule: messenger RNA, 678 nt
Organism: Penicillium daleae
Lineage: Eukaryota; Fungi; Ascomycota; Eurotiomycetes; Eurotiales; Aspergillaceae
Product: cupredoxin domain-containing protein
Exons: 3
Coding region: 1-678 (225 amino acids)
Source: RefSeq, a predicted model, not a curated record